CAUUGAUACCGAACCGACACCGAAAAGACACAGUUUCAUUUUACAAACGUUUUUAUUUUAAACGAUUUCGUAUUUGGCCUGAAAUCUCACAAUGCAAUUUUUAUCUUUAAGCUUUAUUCUUUCUAUAGUUAUAGCUAUAUACAUCAUUCACACAAUAUGGAGUUUAGCUGAAAUUUUCAUACCACCUAAGUGCGUUCGUGGCGAGAGAUGUUAUUCAUCAUAUUUGAAUUCUAAUCCAGUGCAGCAUCUUGUUUUAUUUACUUCUGUAAAGCAGUUUCCUCGCUUUGAUGGAUCCGCAGCAGAAUCUGUCACAAAAGUUCAUACUUCUUUAAAAAUUGACUAUCGGAAUCCGACAACUAUAGAUGUGAACAUCAAAAUUCCUCGAAAAACUCGCAAUAAUGGCACAUUGUACAUGCAUGCAGUUUUGUUGGAUGAAAGCCGCUUAUAUAGGGAUUUUCGAGAGCUCCACGCGACUGAGUCGAUGCAUACCCUACCUCUAGUAACUUACGUGGAACCCCAGGCUGCUACAUUUAAUUUGCUCAAUCAUAAUGAGGUAAUAGAUAAACCUGUUCAGAAAAGUAUAAAACCAUACUCACAUAUAACCACAUUAGUUCCUUUAUCAAUUCUGACUGACAACAUAAGGCUUCCUGGAAGAAUGCCUCCUGAGCUGCUGCAGUAUUUGAGAGUACGCAAUGGAAAAUUUCUGCCUAUUAUUGUACAUAAUUUGUUAAAAUCUAGAAUGUCACAUUUGAAACUACUAAACAAAAGUAUGUCUGACGUAAAUAUAACAGUUACUGUAAACCCAACAACUUAUGGAACUUUACGAUUGGCUCUACAUGUGCGCUUGACAUUGGAAUUAUUGCACGGUUUCGGUUUCGGUGAAAAAGAUGUUGAUGAUGUUAAAGGAAUAUUUGAAGAUACGAAUCUUUAUUUGUUAUCAGCUACUGUAUUUAUAUCUAGUUUUCACUUGUUAUUUGACUUCCUGGCGUUCAAGAACGACGUGUCUUUCUGGCGCAGUACGCGCUCGCUGGCGGGCCUGUCUGCGCGUACGGUGCUGUGGCGCGCCUUCUCACAGCUUGUUAUAUUCUUCUAUCUACUAGAUGAACAGACAUCUCUCUUAGUGCUCAUUCCGGCUGGCAUUAGUGCUGUUAUAGAGAUAUGGAAGGUGACGAAGGUGCUGCAGCUGCGCGUGUCAGUGUGGAGGUGGGGGCUGCGCGUGUGGCGGGAGCGCGGCGGGGACGCGGCGGAGCGCUGCACGGCGCGCGCUGACGCAGAGGCUAUGAGAUAUCUCUCCAUCUUACUCUACCCGCUUUGUAUCGCUGGAGCUCUCUACUCAUUAGUAUAUGAACCUCAUAAAAGUUGGUACUCGUGGGCGCUGCUCAGUGUGGUGAACGGAGUUUACGCGUUUGGAUUCCUGUUCAUGUUGCCGCAGCUGUUUGUGAACUACCGGCUGAGGUCUGUGGCGGCGCUGCCGUGGCGCGCCUUCAUGUACAAAGCCUUCAAUACCUUCAUCGAUGAUGUCUUCGCCUUCAUCAUCACCAUGCCAACUGCACACCGCGUGGCCUGCUUCAGAGAUGACCUCGUCUUUCUUGUCUACCUCUAUCAGCGAUGGCUGUAUCCUGUAGACAAGUCGCGUACAGACACCGCGACAAGCAUGAUUGAUGCACCCGAAGAAGAACCACUCAAAAAGAAAGAAGAUUAGUGAAUUUAUUUUUAAUUUAAUUUUUCUCGAGGCUUGGUGCUACAUGACGCUGACUAUUACAGACAUUAUAAAUAAUUAGCAAUAAUAUUACUUGAUUUUUUUAUCUGUAAUAGUAAAUUUUGUUAUAGAAUUUUUUUUUUGCUUGGAACAUGACCGAAUGUUUCGGUGUGCGCCAUCUAGUGAAAUAUUUAGCUACUAAUAUAUGACAUUAAACUGAAAAUUCAUAAGAAAAAACAUUCUUACUACGAUUAGACAUACGAGCUCCCAAAAAUAGAAUCAUGAUAACAAUCCUUUGUGUUGGAAAAGCCAGGAAUGUUUAAAAUUAUAUUUAGUUUAAAACAAACUCAAAAGAUGGCACUAAUUUUUUUUUGUCUAGUUUCCAUCUCAGGGUAGAUAUCAAAAGCAAAAAGAAAAAUCUAACUAAAUACUAUACAAUAUGUUUGUAGAAAAUGUAUUCCUCUUGACUUGUUUACUUUAUUCAUAAAAUUAAUCUACCAAUAUAUUGGUACAAAAACAUAUUUGAUUUCUCGUAUUUUUCUUGAUGAUACAAAGAUUAUGUGUUCGUUUUCGUGAUAGUAUUUUUUGUUAGUGAAUUUUAUUUAUACAUUUGAAUAUAAAUAAAUAUAGGAAAUUGGA
Molecule: messenger RNA, 2338 nt
Organism: Papilio xuthus (Asian swallowtail)
Lineage: Eukaryota; Metazoa; Arthropoda; Insecta; Lepidoptera; Papilionidae
Product: cleft lip and palate transmembrane protein 1-like protein
Exons: 8
Coding region: 92-1702 (536 amino acids)
Cellular component (GO): endomembrane system; membrane
Source: RefSeq, a predicted model, not a curated record